This is a messenger RNA of Colletotrichum destructivum, 2250 nucleotides long. Its product is annotated as Putative histidine phosphatase superfamily, clade-1. Lineage: Eukaryota; Fungi; Ascomycota; Sordariomycetes; Glomerellales; Glomerellaceae. Gene Ontology annotation, molecular function: phosphatase activity. The transcript has 3 exons. The record is from RefSeq and is a predicted model, not a curated record. Bases 451 to 1956 code for a protein of 501 amino acids.
CCAAACCGCCUGUGACUGCAUUCCAUCCCAUUUGAGCAACUCCUUGCUACACUACGCCUUGCGUUCCUUGCACCUCCAAACUCAACCCAUCUCAACCUGCUCAACCCGUUGGCCGGAAAUACUAAAGCAGGCACCACCCCUCGCUGCCCCAAGGUUAAGGUUAGCAUUAACCGAUACACAUACAACGGCAGCCCCAUCCCAACGCCUGCCUACGCUGCUGUCCGUCUACCUGUACGAGUUUCUGCCCGUUGCUUUGCCCCGCCUCAUUCCUUUUACCAGACACUUCCCGGUCAGCAAGGCCCUCAACGCUACACUCUGCCAUCUUUGAGUUUGCUGGGCUCGCCCUGGAUGCUACCUGAGCAAUAAGACGCCGCCGGCUCCCACUCCAUCACUGUUCGCGCCUUCACAGUCGCAGUCUCUUGGCGCCGAUUGCAAUUCACAACAGACAUCAUGGCUAAACCGAGGCUCAUCAUCCUUAUCCGACACGCCCAGUCCGAGGGCAACAAGAACCGCGAAAUCCACCAGACCAUCCCCGACCACCGAGUAAAGCUCACACAAGACGGCUGGCAACAAGCCUACGACGCCGGACGCCGCCUGCGCAAGCUGCUCCGUGCCGAUGACACCCUUCACUUCUUCACCUCUCCCUAUCGCCGCACCCGCGAGACGACCGAGGGCAUUCUGUCAACCCUGACGUCCGACGAGGAGGACCCCUCGCCCUUUAAGCGCUCCAAUAUCAAGGUUUACGAGGAGCCCCGCCUGCGAGAGCAGGACUUUGGCAACUUCCAGCCCUGCUCUGCCGAGAUGGAGCGCAUGUGGCAGGAGCGCGCCGACUACGGCCACUUCUUCUACCGCAUUCCUAACGGCGAGAGCGCCGCAGAUGCCUACGACAGAGUUAGCGGCUUUAACGAGAGUCUGUGGCGCCAGUUUGGCGAGAACGACUUUGCCAGCGUUUGCGUUUUGGUCACCCACGGCCUCAUGUCCCGCGUCUUCCUGAUGAAGUGGUAUCACUUCACCGUCGAGUACUUCGAGGACCUGCGUAACGUCAACCACUGCGAGUUCCUCCUGAUGCGCAAGCAGGAAGAGAGUGGCAAAUACAUACUUGAAAACAAACUCCGCACUUGGUCGGAACUGCGAAAGGAGCGGGCCCUGAUCAAGGAGAAGGAGGACAAGGAGCGGAGCGAAGAGGAACGGCCAGCCAAGGAUGCCAAGGCGGGGACUCUCCUCGAACGCAGUAAGACCUUCAUCGUCACGCGGCGCUGGGGUGGCUGUCCUAACGGGUGUAACCAUAAGAGCCACUACCAGAGGCGUGACGACCUGGAAGUUCUUCGCCAGACGGAUGAGAUCACCUCCAACGGGACAACAGGCACCAUUCACUCCUCCCGGCGACAGUCGCCUGCCCCCCGAAGACCGAUCAAGCGGUGCGAGCAGGGCUACACAUCGGACGAAGGAACCGACGGAGACAGCCGGCCACCGCAGAUUGACGUCACCCGAGCCCGGCAGGAGAUCGUCUCGUCGCCUGACGGCACGCCAUCUUUCAUCUCCGCCGAGGACCGCCUGCGGAGUAUGAUCUCGCCACAUCUCCAUGUCGGUCGCGAUUUUGGUGGUACAUACUCCGGCCGUACGUCGAUCGCUGGUAGCGAUACGGACUCGUCGGAGGAGGACGGUCACCGGCCUGAGAUCACCACCGUCACCAAAAUCAGAGUCAUCUCCAAUGUGGAGACUAUUGAAGAGACGAAUAGUAGCAUCAACGGUCUCGUAAGUCCGGCCACCGGGAUUGCGACGCCGACCACGGAGGACGAGCAGCCCGACAAGAGCGAUCGCAGCGGGAUACGAAAUGGCGCGCGGGCCAACCGUCUCGGUGACACCCACAGUAGCGAUCUGGGCUCUGAGGCAGACGAAGACGACCUCGCUCAAGCCGAAAAGGAGGACAGGAGUAUUCAAGGAAGCGUUUAUUGAUUGGUUAACGGCGUCAGACGGUCACUGGAAUUAGGCCUAGUGUGUUUCCUUGGGCGCAUCCGGAUUGGGGGACCGCGGCCUGUGCAGGAUAUGCAGUCUGCUCACGAAAUGAAGUGCAUGCAUGGACGGGACUUGACUGGCGCGGGGUCACUACAUCGACGGCGCCUUCUGUUUUCAAGUCUGUUUGGAUUACGAUAUGAGGAGGAUAUACCUAGAUUGCACGGCGCGAAUAGACAAAAAAGGCAGACAUGUAAAUGCCAACCAAGAAUGGAAAAUGUUUUUUUUUUUGCUGGG